AUGUAAAACUACCCAAGCAUUUCCUUGACAACUGAAACUCAAAAAGAUAGCAUGCAAUCAAAUUAAAAUUAAUCUACUUUAGAAGAGGGCAUAUCAGAUUCUUAUUAGAAGUCUGAGGAAAGAUAGAGUUUAAAAGGAAAAUCGUCUUUAUUCGAAUAAUUGAUACAUUAGCUAUUUAUGGAUUAAGAAACUAGAGUAUUAAUGCAAGAUUCUAAGUUUUUGUCCUUAGAGAAAGUUCCUUCUAUUCUUGAUAAUUCUUAAUCGAUCGUCUAGUAGGACUCCUUCUUUGAAGAGAUAUUAAAUUUUUAAAAGGGACAUGGUCAAAUGGUACUUAGCUAAUAGCAGUUUGGCAAAGAAAAAAAAUUGCAUUUAAAAAAGCAAUUACUCGAUGUAAAUACAAGUGACGGCUAAUCUAAUACCAAUGACGUUUAGAUGCCUAUUGACAAAAUUAUGAGUGAAGUAUCUGAUCUGAAGAAUGAGAAACAAAUGGAUGAGAGUUGCUAGAACAGCAGUAACAAUUCGAGCAAGAUAUUUUAAGAAUCUACUAACAAAUCGUAUUACGAAGAUUUGUAAACUUAUUAAUCGAAGCUUGAAAACAAGCAAACAGAGAAUUGUAUUGGUAAAUUUUAAACGAACCAAGAUCUGGACUUAGAUGAGCAGAGAUGCGAAGCUGAAUUACAAUUUCGUAGAGAAUAGCUUUUGAAAUCACUAGAACAAAUUGAUGAUGAUGUUUAGCUCGUUGUUAAGUCAAAGCAAAAAUCAUUAUAUUUAUAAACUAGAAGCCAAAGAGGAUCCAAAUUUAGAGGCGUGUCAAAAAACGGAAAAAAAUGGCAGGUAAUGAUUGUAAAAGGUAUUGCAAAGAAAUAUCUUGGAGCCAUUUCUUCGGAACAAAGAGCAGCUAGACUCUAUGAUAAAUAUGCAAUGAUAAUACAAGGUCUUCAGGCAAAAACUAAUUUUUCAUACACAAAAAGAUAAAUUGUGUUGCUGCUUGAUGAAGAUGAUGAUAUAUAAAAUGAAUAAGUAAUGAACAUUGACAAGCAAAGUGCUUCAACUAGACAACAAUAGGUUUAUCCUAACCAAAAUUUUGAGAUCUAGUUGACUCAUCACACAAAUUAACCAUCAUAACAAAUGAUACUAAGACCAACUCCUACUUUUGUAUAAAGCUAGCCUACUCAGUUUUUAUUUCCACAGCUAGUUACUACACUUUCUCAUAGAAUUGCUGCACAAACCGAAUAGAAUUAUGGCGGGUAUUUAGUUUAGCCUCAAAGAGUUCCUAUUUUCUAGCCUUAAAUAGCUUCUCUAAGAGCCCUCUAGCCCUAAAUAAUAACUUCUUCGACUGGUUAACAAUUCUUGAGACCCAAUAUCUUUACUCCUACUUAUUGCUUUUAAAACUAAAUGAACAAUAACUUUUAAGUAUGA
Stylonychia lemnae is the source of this 1419-nucleotide messenger RNA. The record is from the annotation of a GenBank genome assembly. NCBI's taxonomy places the organism in Eukaryota, Ciliophora, Spirotrichea, Sporadotrichida, Oxytrichidae.